Messenger RNA from Mauremys reevesii (Reeves's turtle), 4704 nucleotides. Its product is annotated as toll-like receptor 13. NCBI's taxonomy places the organism in Eukaryota, Metazoa, Chordata, Testudines, Geoemydidae. Bases 1548 to 4391 code for a protein of 947 amino acids. Gene Ontology annotation, molecular function: protein binding; transmembrane signaling receptor activity. The record is from RefSeq and is a predicted model, not a curated record. The transcript has 2 exons. Gene Ontology annotation, biological process: inflammatory response; toll-like receptor signaling pathway; immune response. Gene Ontology annotation, cellular component: membrane.
CCAAAACCCACCCCCAGCCCCUGGUGCUGCCAUUGGCUGUGGUGCCUGGCCAAUGGGAGCUGCAGGAGUGGUGCUUGGGGUGGGGGCAGCGUUCGGAGCCCCCUGGCUACCCCUCUGUGUAGGAGCCGGAGGAGGAACAUGCCGGCUGCUGCCUGGAUCCCCGUUGCCCGGUCAGCUGUGCCGGGGGUUCCGGUUAAAAACCGGACAUCUGGUCCCCCUGCGGUCAAUGCACAGCCCAGCCUGGUCAGCCAGAGCCAGGACCCCACGCUCAGGCUCCGUCUGUCUGAUCUCCACAGUCAGAGCCCAGGACCCCCCACCUCUCUCAGGCCUCGGGCUCAGCUUCCCUGCCGAGGAGGGGGGGGGGGAUCCAGGGGCUGGCAUCGUCCCUUGAGCUGGGUUGGGUCCAGCCAAUUCCUUAAGGUCCCUUCCCUCCCCUCCCUUCCCCCAUGUCUGUGAGUCUGGCCGGAGCGCAGAGGAACCCCUCUCCCCCGCUGGGCAGGGGAAACUGAGGCACACCCAGGACUAAAAAAUAUGACAGAAAAUUCCCACUUUGUUCCUCCCGCCCCCGCAUCUGCCGCUGCGGGAGCAGGUGGCCCCUGCACGCGGCUGCGGUUUUCCUGCCUGCAGCAUGCUGGGUCCUGUCAGCGGAAUCGCAAGCUGCAGCGGGAAGACAGGGCCCUGCAAAGGAGAAGUGAAAGGGGCUGCAGCUGGGGACUAUGCAGGAUUCCCUUGGCCUCUUCCCGGGAUGCAUCACCCUUCCCCACAGGUGCUACCCGGCCCCCUCAGAGAUGGCAAGGGAGGGGUGGGCUUUGGCUCCAGAGCAGUGGGGCCCACAGCAGCGGGGAGCGGCGUGUGGGGGAGGAAGCUCUCCCAGGGGCAAACCCAUAUGUCAAAUCCCCUCUUCUGUCUGUCCCCCAGCCACUGCUCUGUCGAGUGCUUCCUCCCUCCCUCGGUCAUGGCAACACAGAGCACUGCACAACCGUCCCCUCCCAGAGCCAGGGAGAGAACCCAGGAGUCCUGGCCCCCAUCCCCACCUCCGGCUCUAACCCACCAGACCCCACUCCCCUCGCAGAGCCGGGGAGAGAACCCAGGAGUCCUGGCCCCCAUCCCCACCUCCGGCUCUAACCCACCAGCCCCCACUCCCCUCGCAGAGCCGGGGAGAGAACCCAGGAGUCCUGCCCCCUUGCUGUGGGCCUUUCUGCAGCAGUUGUCCCUAGCUCCGUGCAGCUGUAACCCCACUGAGCGUCGGCCCAAAAUGUGCUUGGGAGUAUCAUUUUCAGUCACUUCCUCAUUCAAAGUCUCAGACGCCUCCUUGGCAAAACUCCCAGCACCCCUCACUGCCUCCUCCGGCAAGGAAGAGAGACGGACAGUGCCGUGGGGCUCAGCUCAGAGCCGGCCGGGAUCCUGAGCCAUUCCCCAGCCCUGCGCCGGGGAGGGAGGGAGCCGAAGGCCUGGGACACAGCAGUUCAGAGCAGAGGCUCACGCUGACCGUCUGGUUCUAGGUCUCUGUGCCAGUGUGGAGAGUCCCCAGUCCCCAGGGAGGCAGGAUGAGCCCCGAAUUUCCCCUGCUGGCCUCACUGCUGCUCCUCAUGCCCGGGGCGGUUGCCUAUGGCUUCAGGAACUGUAUCCAGUCCAUGGAGAACCCGUGCAGCUUCCGGUGCAUCCAGCGCUUCCUGAAGGACAUAAUCAGCGCGGUGGGCGACCUGCCGCCCAAUGCCACGUUCAUCAACAUCUCCCACAACUUCAUCAGCCGCCUGCCCGUGGCCAGUUUCCGCCACCUGCCACACCUGCAGCAGCUGCAGCUGGUCUGUAACCGCCUGGAGACGAUCGAGGACUGGGCCUUCGAGAACCUUGGGGCCUUGCACACGCUCAACCUGUCCAACAAUCACCUGGCCAACCUGUCGGAAGGGGCCUUCCGCGGCCUGGGGAACCUCACCACCCUCUCCCUGAGCAAUAACCCCCUGCGCACGAUUCACCCCCGUGCCUUGCAGCCCCUGGGCAGCCUCCGCACCUUGGACCUGUACUCCUGCCACCUGGGGAGCUUCGCCGACGUGGCCUGCAGCCUGCAGGGGCUGAGGGGACUGCGGGUGCUGAACCUGUCCCGCAAUAGCCUGCGUUCUCUCAAUUCCAGCUGUCCACUCCCCCGAUCCCUCUCCAUCCUGCAUCUGUGCAACAACUCACUGCGGGCCGUGGCCGGCGGUGGCCCGCGGCUCCUGCGCCACAUCAGGAGCCUGGACCUGUCCUAUAACAACAUCUCCGACGUCACGUCCUUUGCUGGCGCCGAGCUCCAGAACCUCAGCUACCUGCUGCUGAAGGGGAACCCCUUGGAUGUCUUCCACCUUCUAAACGUGUCCAGCCUGCGGCCUCGCAGCCUGGACUACUCCGGCCUGCACUUAGGCAAUGACGGCGUGAGCAAGGUCUGCCAACGCUUGGACAAGCACCAGCUCAGGCACCUCCGGCUGCAGAGCAACAACAUCCAGGAGCUGAGGAACGCGGCCUUCUCCCUGUGCCCGCCGAUCCGGACUCUGGACCUCUCGUGGAACAAGCUCAGGUGGCUGGACUGCGUGGACAGGUGGCAGCACAAGCCUCUGGAGAGCCUGGUGGUGGAACACAACCUGCUGAACCGACUGGGCAGCUGCCAAGACUCCUCCUCUUUGGAGACGCUGCAGAAUAUCAGCUUCCGCUACAAUCGCAUCCUCUCGGUCAAACCCUGGGCAUUCAGAUACGCCCCCAACCUGCGCGUCCUGCGCCUCAACAUCAACACCAUCGCCUACCUGGACAAACACGCCCUGAGGGGGCUGCACCACCUCACCGAGCUGCGGCUGGACAACAACCUGCUGACCGACCUCUACAGGCCCAGCUUCGCCGACCUGCUCCGGCUCCAGACCCUCAACCUGCGCAAUAACCGCGUCUCCAUCCUCUUCCCCAUGGUCUUCGGGAACCUCCGCCAGCUCCAGAUCCUGGACCUGGGCGGCAACAACAUCCGCAACCUGACCAACAAGUCGUUCAGCGGGCUCAGCCGCCUCUCCAAACUCUACCUGGAUGGCAACUGCAUCAAGAGGAUCAGCAGCGACAUUUUCUGCCCGGUGCAGGCCACGCUGGAGGUGCUGGAUCUGACAGGCAACAGGCUGCAGUACAUCACCAAGACACAGCACCGGAGCCCGCCCUUCAGGCAUCUGCACAGACUCUAUGACCUCAAGCUCCAAGCUCAGCAGCCGUACGGCAUGAAAAUCAUCCCCCCCAAGUUCUUCCAAGGCCUGGCCGCCCUGCGCUCCCUCUACCUGUCAGAGAACAAGCUGCUCUCCAUCUCCCCGGACGCCUUUGACGACCUGGCCCAGCUGCAGUACCUGAGCCUGGCUGACAGCUGCAAUGGCAUGCAAGAUCUGCCGCCCGGGAUCUUCAAAAACCUCCGCCGCCUGCAGAAGCUGAACCUGGAGAACGUGGGGCUGCACUCGCUGACGCUGGAGGUCUUCGGGAACCUCAGCAACUUGAGCUCGCUGCUGCUGGCCAAGAACCAGCUGCAGACCGUCAACGGGAGCGUGGCCAACGCGCUGGGCCUGCUCAGGUACCUGGACCUACGGAAAUGCCCCCUGAGCUGCACCUGCGAGAACCUGUGGUUCCAGAGGUGGCUGACCAACCGGCGGGUGCAGGUGGUCUAUCUCUACAACUACUCGUGCGACUCCCGCCAGCAGCUGGGCUACGUCUACAGCUUUGACACACACGUCUGCUUCCUGGACGUGGGGCUGUACCUCUUCUCCGUCACCACCCCGGCGCUGCUGCUGCUCAUGCUGCUGCCCCUGGUGUACCACCGCGCCUACUGGCGGCUCAAGUACCAUUUCUACAUCCUGCGCUCCUGGGUGAACGACCGCUGGAGGAGGCAGGACGGGGAGCACUUCCAGUACGAUGCCUUCGUCUCCUACAACUCCGCCGACGAGGGGUGGGUGCUGGAGCAGCUGGUGCCGAGCCUGGAGAGCUGCCAGGGCUCCUUCCACCUCUGCCUGCACCACCGGGACUUCGAGCUGGGGAAGAGCAUCAUUGACAACAUCGUGGACAGCAUCUACAACAGCCGCAAGACCAUCUGCGUCAUCAGCCGCAGCUACCUGCAGAGCGAGUGGUGCUCUCUGGAGAUCCAGCUGGCCAGCUACCGGCUCUUCGAGGAGCUCAAGGACGUGCUGGUGAUGGUGCUCCUGGAGGCCAUCCCCGACCGGGAGCUGUCCGCCUACCACCGCAUGAGGAAGGUGAUGCUCAAGAAGACCUACAUCUGCUGGCCCCCGGAGCCUGCGGCCCAGAGGCUUUUCUGGACCAAGCUCCGGAAGGCUCUGAAAGGCAGCUACACGGAGGAGGAGGAGGAAGAGAAGCCGCUCCUGGAGUCCACAUCCCAGCUUGGCUAAGGAAAUGGGAGUUUCCAGUGGUUCUAUCCCACUGCCAAUCCCCAUCCCCUACAGCCCACCACUUCCCCUGUCGCCAGCAACUUCCCCACCUCACAACCUCUAGCGCCCACAGCAAGCAGCCCGCCAGGCUCUGUCUCCGGGUCCCUCCACUGGCUUCCCUGGGAGUAAGAGCCUCCAGCCCCCACCUGGCCUCGUGGGUGACAGAACUGGGCAAUGGGCCCAAGCCCAUUCAUCUCGGGGCACGCUGGAAGCAACAGCACUAGAGGGACUUGUAGCUAAAUUCUGGCCUGGGAUGCGGGACGGCCAGGACCGC